AUGCAAGACUAUUUCAGUUUACCCAUCGAGCCCGAAAACCCCGAGACAGAAAAAACUUUAUUGGACGCUAUCAUGACCAAGCUCGACUUCCCUGCUGAGGAAAAACAAGAAGAAUCAGUUCAAUGGGGAAGUCGUUGGGAGAGUGCAGCUACAGCGUUUUUGGAAACCAUGAGAACGCAAUCGAUGAUCACUUCUUCCCAGGUGCUCACCCAGGUGAACAAAAUCUAUGAACAGGCCAUACAGGGCUCCAACAGCAACGUUUCAGACCAUGACACUAUUAGUGAAAACUAUCUGCAAGAGGUGGAGGAUGCACGUAGAAUGGCAGAAGAGUUCGGAUCAUUGAUACAAGCUUCUGUAUAUCAAGCUUCGGAGGAUAGUCCUCUGGGCAAAGCCUUCCAAUCCUAUAGUAAACUGAAACCCCAAGUCGAUGAGCUGACAUCGCAACCUGGGUCGAACAUCGAAGCAGAGGUAGCUGGAUCAUCAAACGAUGUAGAGAUGGAUGAUUUGGCUGAAAUACUUGCCAUCAAAUUCAGAGCGGCCUAG
Kwoniella botswanensis is the source of this 543-nucleotide messenger RNA. RefSeq lists its product as uncharacterized. Bases 1 to 543 code for a protein of 180 amino acids. The transcript has 2 exons. The record is from RefSeq and is a predicted model, not a curated record. NCBI's taxonomy places the organism in Eukaryota, Fungi, Basidiomycota, Tremellomycetes, Tremellales, Cryptococcaceae.